Glarea lozoyensis ATCC 20868 is the source of this 1011-nucleotide messenger RNA. RefSeq lists its product as uncharacterized. NCBI's taxonomy places the organism in Eukaryota, Fungi, Ascomycota, Leotiomycetes, Helotiales, Helotiaceae. The record is from RefSeq and is a predicted model, not a curated record. The coding region runs from base 1 to 1011 and encodes 336 amino acids. The transcript has a single exon.
AUGGCCUCUGCACUAGCACUACCAGCACAAGGAGCCUUCAUCCAUUUCCCGAAACUUCCAGCGGAGUUGCAAAACAAGAUACUAAAGACUUACCUGGAAGAUGAGCCAGGACGUCUCAUUGAAGUCCGAUGGAGCAAGGCAAAACAACGGUAUUUUAUCGACGCAGCAGUACCACCACUCCUACACGUGGAUCGCGGAUCUCGUGCGAUGGCCAAAAAAUAUUUUGAGCUGAUUACUGUUCCUGUCAAUGUCACGAAAAAGGUAUCGACUAUAACCCUAUACGACCCAGUGGUUUACAAUGAUACGAAAACUGUUCCGCUUACAGUCUGCCUCUUCCAAACCCACUUUAACUUCAACCACGAUACCCUAUAUCUAAACUCUGAGCAUUUCAGACCAAAAACAAAUCAUCACAGGGAAAAUCUUAAUCGUCUGCCUUCCAAAUUGAAGGAGUUUCUGGUAGCUCUGAAUGGUCAGAGACACAUUGCAGAGAGACUUCGAGCUUUGGCCGUGGAUGCAAAAAUGUUUUACUCUAGUUUCUUUGCACAACACAUGUUCAACAUGGUCGAUCUUGAGUAUGUUCACUUUAUUUUUGGCGAUCACUGCUGUUUGGAAGGAGCUGGUAUUUCAGGAUAUCGAAUACACCAAGAGGCAUUUGCGAUUGAGCAAAUUCAGAUCCCCGAUUUCCCGACCCAUCGACAACAGAAUCCAACUAUGUACACACCUAAUGCACUUCUGCAGAGACAUGGUCCGAUGACCCAGAUUAAUGGAUACCCCCACUUCAUUGGACAGACAUACUGGGUCGCAAUGCUCUCAAAGAAGGAACAGUAUGUAAUCGGCGACAUCUGGCAAGAUUUGAAUAACGAACUUAUCAUGGAUUUGGAAAGAAACGUUGCAGAGCAGAUGGAAAUGAGUCAAGGGCUGGCAAGGGAACACUGGCAAGACUUGACUACAACGCCAUGCAGAGUCGUGAGGAGAGCUAUGUGGUCUACACUUGAACCUUUGCGUGAGUAA